Plectropomus leopardus (leopard coralgrouper) is the source of this 2282-nucleotide messenger RNA. It is a transcript of the gene srsf5b, whose product is annotated as serine and arginine rich splicing factor 5b. The record is from RefSeq and is a predicted model, not a curated record. Gene Ontology annotation, cellular component: cytoplasm; nucleus. NCBI's taxonomy places the organism in Eukaryota, Metazoa, Chordata, Actinopteri, Perciformes, Serranidae. Gene Ontology annotation, molecular function: mRNA binding.
ACAGCAGAGGCUCCAUUUUGUUUGAAUUUUGCGGUCACCGUCGACAGCCUUCAAGGAAACAGCACCAGGACUACUUCAAGAUACUCAUUCCCAGCGACACCAACGAUGAGCGGAUGUCGUAUUUUCAUCGGCCGGUUGAGCCCCUCGGCCAGGGAGAAGGAUGUGGAGCGGUUCUUCAAAGGAUACGGCCGCAUCCGAGACAUCGACCUCAAGAGAGGCUUCGGGUUUGUGGAGUUUGACGACCCCAGAGAUGCCGAAGAUGCUGUUUAUGAGCUCGAUGGCAAGGAGUUGUGCAAUGAAAGGGUGACUAUUGAGCACGCCCGUGUUCGUCUGCGUGGCGGCCGUGGCAGAGGAGGCGGCGGUGCAGGAGGACGUUUCUCUGAUCGCUAUGGCCGAGGCUCUCAGAACAGUCGGAGCCGUAACCCUCCUCCGAUGCGCACUGAGAACCGCCUGAUCGUGGAGAACUUGUCCUCCCGCGUCAGCUGGCAGGACCUGAAAGAUUUCAUGAGACAAGCUGGAGAGGUGACAUUUGCAGACGCACAUCGGCCCAAGCUCAACGAAGGAGUUGUUGAGUUUGCUUCUGGCAGUGAUCUGAAAAACGCCAUGGAAAAGCUGUCAGGAAAGGAAAUCAAUGGCAGAAAAAUCAAGCUCAUUGAGGCAGCCAGGAAGAGGUCGAGAAGUCGUUCCCGGUCUGAAAGCUCCUCUCGUUCACGGUCCCGUUCUCGCGGUCGCUCUCCAUCUCGCUCCCCCAGACGCUCCCGCAGCCCCGCCCACAAGGCCCACAACCGCUCACGCUCCCACAGUGGCUCCCCCGCCGGUGGCACCUCCUCCCCAACCGCCAAAUCUAAGGAGCCCGCUAAACGAUCGUCCAAGACGAGUAAGUCUGCCACCCCUCCCUCCCCUCCACCGGCACAGAGAGCCUCUGUCUCCCGCUCACGCUCUCGUUCACGCUCCCGCUCUCGCUCUCCUUCCACUGACAGCCAGCGCUAAACGCUGCGUUUCGGUUUAACGGGAAUCAACAGGUGAGAAAAUUUGAUUCAGAAUCAGCGUGGAGGAGUUGGCACACUGGAGCUCCCUCUGAAAGAGACGAGAGAUUUUCUCGAGUAAAGUUUGUUUUUUCUGUCUGGAUUGUCAGGACGAUCAAGUUCUUCACAUUUAAAACACGGAUACAAUAUCAGACAGGAACAGUGAUAUUCAGAUAUUUUAUUGUCAUUGUUAAACUACAGAAGACACUUGUUACACACUGAUGCUGUCCGUAUCCCUCUCAUUACCCUUCAACUUAAUUCCAUUGGUUUACACCCAGUGACUCAUCCAUCGCUCUGCACCGAACAUGCUGCAGGUCCUCUACCGCCGCACCGUUUCCUCUCACAAAAUCACUCCAAUGCCCAAGUCAACCAGCAUCAAGUUACACUGUUACCGGGUAAAAUUAGUUUUUUCGACACUUUGAAAAACUUUGAAGAGGGAAUUUGUAUUUUUCAGCCGCACUAGGAUGCUUUUGAUGAGUCCUGUGACCACUUUCUUUACUUUUUUUUUGUAAUACUUUUGCUCGUUUUUGCUCGUCAGUCAGAGGAAAUUUAAGAGAUUUCCACAUUACCGUCUUUCUCGCUCAUUUUUUCCCCCAAAAUCUUCUCACAUCAUCUUUGCCCCGUAUUUUCUUACCUACUGUACCUACCACAGCUGGUGUGUGUAAAAUAUAUAUACACGAGGAUGCUUGCAUGUAUUUUUGGUUUGAUCGAAACUUAGAAUCUUUUUCAGUUGUGAAAAUAUUUUUGCUUAAAGCUCAAAAUCCACCGUUAAAACUGGCAUUGGCAGUUUUAAGAUCCCUGUACACUUACGCACAUUGUUCCAGCAGGAAAUCAGCUGUACAGUGAAUUAACUGCUAAUGUCUUGGAUCUUUUCUUGCAGUUGACCGACUUUUAUUUUGUUAGGAUAUGUAAUUCUUUGAGGAUAAGGUCAACAUUUUAAUUCAGCACCUAGAAAGAAUACGGUUAAUUUAAGCAUUGUAAUUAUUUUAUAUUUCUAUUUUUUUCGGUUGAGGGUUUUGUGUACAGCAUUGCUGAGUUCUGUUUUACACCAGUGUAUUAUGUAUUUCCAAGAAUGCUUGUUUGUACUGUGACUGAUGUUACUGUGGUUUAAAUGAACGUGUAGACGAAUUCAAAGAGGAAAAAAAAAAGCAACAUUUUUGUACGUAAGGAUUUUAUUUUCAGUGAAAAAUAUGAUGGACGUUUGUAUGGUGUAGGAAGACAGUGGACUUAAUAAAACAAUUUUAACUAAAUCAUUAA